AUGGAGAAUCGGGGUGUGCCUCCUGGACCUUACCGGGCCACCAAAUUGUGGAAUGAAGUCACCACAUCUUUUCGGGUAGGAAUGCCUCUCAGGAAACAUAGGCAGCACUUUAAAAAAUACGGCAGUUGUUUCACAGCAGUUGAAGCAGUGGACUGGCUUUAUGAUCUAUUAAGAAAUAAUAGUAAUUUUGGUCCUGAAGUUACAAGGCAGCAGACUAUCCAGCUGCUGAGAAAGUUUCUCAAGAAUCAUGUAAUUGAAGAUAUCAAGGGCAGGUGGGGAUCAGAAAACCUUGAUGACAACAAUCAGCUAUUCAGAUUUCCUGCAACUUCUCCACUUAAAACUCUCCCACGGAGGCAUCCAGAAUUGAGAAACGUCAACCUAGAGAACUUUUCCAAAGAUAAAGAUGUUUUUAAAUUACGAAACUUAACGCGUAGAACUCCAAAAAAUCAUGGAUUACAUUCCUCAAAGGAAAAUACAGAAGAAAUAAAGUACGAAAUAAUGGAUGAUGCUGAAGAAAACUCAUUUGAUAAUAAAGAAAUAAGACAGGAAGAUGUUGAAGAAGUUUGGAGAUAUAUUAUUCUGGUCUACCUACAAACAAUUUUAGGUGUGUCAUCCAUCGAAGAAGUAAUCAAUCCAAGACAAGUAAUUCCUCAAUAUAUAAUGUACAACAUGACAAAUACAAGUAAACAUGGUGUAGUUGUAUUACAAGACAAAUCAGAUGACCUCCCUCAUUGGGUAUUAUCUGCCAUGAAGUGCCUUGCAAACUGGCCAAGAAAUAAUGAUAUGAAUAACCCAACUUACAUUGGAUUUGAACGGGAUGUAUUCAGAACAAUUGCAGAUUAUUUUCUAGAGCUCCCUGAACCUCUACUUACCUUUGAAUAUUAUGAAUUAUUUGUGAAUAUUUUGGUUGUUUGUGGCUACAUCACAAUUUCAGAUAGAUCCGGUGGAAUAUCUAAAAUCCAAGAUGAUACACAGCCUUCAAAAAUCCUUCACCCUUCAAAAAUCCUUCACCCAAACAGUUUGAAUUCUUUCAAAUCAACUGAGUGUCUUCUUCUCAGUUUGCUUCAUAAAGACAAAAACAAAGAAGAAUCAGAUUCUACUGGGAAACUGAAGACAAAUGAUCAAGGACUACAAGAAAGAUGUGUUAAUAAAAUGGAAUUAGUUAAUUUAAGAAAGAGAAAAGCCAGAACUAAUGACCUAAUGGGAGGAAGCUGUCAUAAUUUAAUAGGCUUAAGUACUAUGCAUGCUCUUUCUUCUGAUAUAAAACCACGGUGCCAUUCUUUGGAAGGAAUUGUAGAUGUAUCAGAUAACUCAAGUAAAGAAAUCUCCAGUAUCUUCCAUCAAUCUAUUCUGAAUACAGAAGUACAAAAUACCAAACCAUUUUUAGAAUCUAAAGCUGUGUUGAAUCUUCAUUCAAAGGAAAAUAGUCAAAAGCCACUUUGUGUUGGUUUUAAAAGAACCUCUACUUUGACUGUUCAGGACCAAGAGGAGUUAUAUAAUGAGAAAUGCAAAUCAAAGCAGCUUUGUAGAUCUCAGAGUUUGCUUUUAAGGAGUAGUACAGCAAAGAAUAGUUAUAUCAAUACACCAGUGGCUGAAAUUACCGUUAAACCAAAUUGUACUGAGCAUCUUGGACAUGACAGCACAAGAGUGCAAACAUCUAUGGAGAGUCAACCCGGAGGGUCUAGUGUCAUAUUCAGUAAAAGACUCUGCAAAAGCACAAUAGAACUUUCAGAAAAUUCUUUGUAUCCAGCUGCUUCUGUGUUGACUGGCACACAAAGUUUGUUGCAGCCUCAUUUAGAAAGAGUUGCUAUUGAUGCUCUACAGCUGUGCUGCUUGUUACUUCCCCCAGCAAAUCGGAGAAAGCUUCAGCUUUUGAUGCGUAUGAUUUCUCGAAUGAGUCAAAAUGUUGAUAUGCCCAAACUCCAUGAUGCAAUGGGUACAAGAUCACUGAUGAUACACACUUUCUCUCGAUGUGUGCUAUGCUGUGCGGAAGAAGUAGAUCUUGAUGAGCUUCUUGCUGCAAGAUUGGUUUCUUUCUUAAUGGAUCAUCACCAGGAAAUUCUUCAAGUACCUACUUACUUACAGACUGCAGUAGAGAAACAUCUUAACUACUUGAGGAAGGGCCAUAUUAAAAUUCCUGGGGAUGGACUGAUUGCUCCUUUGCCAACUUAUUCAUAUUGUGAGCAGAUUAGUGCUGAAGAGUUUGAUGAACAAAAGAUUUCUACCUCUCAAGCUGCAAUUGCAGAACUUUUGGAGAAUAUUAUUAAAAACAAAAGUUUGCCUCUAAAAGAGAAAAGGAAAAAACUAAAACAGUUUCAGAAAGAAUAUCCCUUGAUAUAUCAACAAAGAUUUCCAACCACAGAGAGUGAAGCGGCACUUUUUGGUGACAAACCUACAAUCAAGCAGCCAAUGCUGAUCUUAAGAAAACCAAAGUUUCGUAAUCUGAGAUACUGAAUUAAAAACUGCAGUACUUGUGGAAAUUUGACAGAGAAAGCCAUAUUUGAGAAUUCAGCUACU
Elephantulus edwardii (Cape elephant shrew) is the source of this 2517-nucleotide messenger RNA. RefSeq names its product DEP domain containing 1 (gene DEPDC1). Gene Ontology annotation, biological process: intracellular signal transduction. The record is from RefSeq and is a predicted model, not a curated record. The transcript is spliced from 12 exons. NCBI's taxonomy places the organism in Eukaryota, Metazoa, Chordata, Mammalia, Macroscelidea, Macroscelididae. The coding region runs from base 1 to 2454 and encodes 817 amino acids. Gene Ontology annotation, cellular component: transcription repressor complex; nucleus.